AUGUGUAUGCGAAAAAGUCCGAUGUGCAAACAGCAGGGCUGCACAACUGCUUUUUGUGCAACGGAUUUUGUUGAGUGCGCUAAGCGACAGCUGACACAGCUAUCUCAUCGGUCGGCCUAACCAUUUUUGAUAUAGCUCUCCAAACGAAGGUGUUAUUUCAAUCUACAGUGACUAGCGAAAUUAUUUUGGAAUAUCAUCAUAGGAUCAUAUUUGAAUAAAGCGCGUGAAAUAAAAUUGAAGUGAAAAAUCGUUGACUCAGGGAAGAGGUCUUGUUUAGAAAAAAAUCGGAAAAUUCGAAAACAUCAAAAAUGAAUUUGAAAAUUUUCCUAGCAUUAUCCAUUUUCGUAACGCUUUCAAAUGGAUACAAGGUGUUAUUUAUGGGUACUUUCAACGGAAAGAGUCAUUCCUUGAACAUGCAAUCGUUUGUAAAGGCACUUUUAAAUCGCGGACAUGAAGUUACAUUCCUAACAAGUCAAUCGAUGGGCAACGUGAACUUGGCAAAUUACACAGAGAUUCUGAUUGACCCACCAUUUGAUAUUCAUUCAUUAUUUCUACAAGAUAUGUUGCUCACGAUGGGGGAAAAAUCAGCGUUUACAGCAAUUUCUGAUAUACCAGCAUACAUCCAUGUGAUGAAUGCUUAUGCUUUUGAAAAUCCAAACGUUCAAAAGUUGAUUCACUCCACUGAUCUCCAUUUUGAUGUCGUCAUCAAUGAGGAAUUUUUUGCCGAUAGCUUUUUGAUGUUUGCUCACAAAUUUAACGCUCCAAUUGUUACAAUUUGUCCAUUCGGGAUCGCUAAUCAUGUUGAUACACAACAGGGAUUAAUGACACCAUGGAGUAUAGCUCCACAUUGGAUGUUGCCAUAUACCGACGAUAUGACAUUUUAUCAACGAUGGUAUAAUUCAUUAGUCAGUUUGUAUGAUGUGUACAUACGCCACUUUUGGUAUCUGCCAGCAGAGGACGCACUUACAAAGAAGCACUUUGCCCACUUGGCACCAUUGCCAUCAUUGAGCGAUUUGGUAAACAAUAUAUCCGUUAUGUUUGUGAACAAUCAUCGAGCUCUUUCGCCUCCACGGCCGGCCAUGCCAGGAACCAUAAACAUCGGCGGAGCUCAUAUUAAACCUGCCAAACCGUUACCAAAAGAUCUUCAAACAUUCUUAGACGAAUCAAAGGACGGAGUUAUUUAUUUCAGCUUGGGUACAGUGAUGCAAAGUUCGAAAUUACCAAGACAUAAAAUCGAAGCCUUCUUAGACGCAUUCAGAAAUCUGAAGCAACGUGUGCUGUGGAAGUUCGAAGAUGAUUCAUUAACCAAUGUUCCAUCAAACGUAUUCAUCCUAAAAUGGGCGCCACAAAAUGAUGUUCUAGCGCAUCCAAAUGUGAUUCUGUUCAUUUCACACGGUGGGUUAUUCGGAACGUCUGAGUCACUGUAUCACGGUGUGCCGCUUUUGUUGAUCCCAUUCUUUGGAGACCAGCAGCGCAACGCACACAGAAUCGCCACGGCCGGCUACGGAAAAUACAUCACAUUUUCUGCCAUAACCAAAGAGACAUUUUCGGAGAAAAUCAAUGAGCUCAUUUCUGAUAAGUCCUACUUCAACAAAGCCAAGCAAACAUCAGCCAUUUUCAAAGAUAACAUCGCACAUCCUAUGGACGAAGCCAUGUUCUGGAUCGAACACGUCGCCAAAUUCAAGGGUGCAAAGCACUUUCAAUCACACGCUGUUCACAUGUCGCUGUUCUCAUAUCUACUACUUGACGUUCUAGCCGUGAACGUGCUUGGAGU
Sitodiplosis mosellana (orange wheat blossom midge) is the source of this 1774-nucleotide messenger RNA. Its product is annotated as UDP-glycosyltransferase UGT5-like. The record is from RefSeq and is a predicted model, not a curated record. The transcript is spliced from 8 exons. Gene Ontology annotation, molecular function: UDP-glycosyltransferase activity. The annotation marks the transcript as partial. Lineage: Eukaryota; Metazoa; Arthropoda; Insecta; Diptera; Cecidomyiidae.